This is a messenger RNA of Schistocerca piceifrons (Central American locust), 611 nucleotides long. RefSeq names its product 40S ribosomal protein S15 (gene RpS15). The transcript has 4 exons. The record is from RefSeq and is a predicted model, not a curated record. Gene Ontology annotation, biological process: ribosomal small subunit assembly; translation. NCBI's taxonomy places the organism in Eukaryota, Metazoa, Arthropoda, Insecta, Orthoptera, Acrididae. Gene Ontology annotation, cellular component: cytosolic small ribosomal subunit; ribosome. Gene Ontology annotation, molecular function: RNA binding; structural constituent of ribosome. The coding region runs from base 126 to 569 and encodes 147 amino acids.
GCUGAGAUACGGAAUGUCUUUGCUUUCCUUGAACUUUGGGAAACAACAUGCCUCAGUUGUAAAGCGGAAGUUCCCCUCGAGUUCCUGUGUGUACUGUAGUGUGGCUUUGAGGACUUAGGAAUAUCAUGGCGGAGGUAGAGGAAACCCAGAAGAAGAAGAGGACCUUCCGGAAAUUUACUUUCCGUGGGGUGGAUCUAGAUCAGUUGUUGGACAUGACUAUGGAUCAGCUUAUGGAGCUUUUCCAUGCUAGAGCUCGGCGUAGGUUUUCAAGAGGUCUGAAGCGCAAACCUUUAGCUCUUGUCAAUAAGCUUCGUAAAGCCAAGAAAGAAGCACCACCAAACGAAAAGCCCGAAAUUGUCAAGACACAUCUUCGUAAUAUGAUAAUUGUGCCAGAGAUGGUAGGAAGUAUUGUUGGAGUUUACAAUGGAAAGACCUUCAACCAAGUGGAGGUGAAGCCUGAAAUGAUUGGACACUACCUUGGUGAAUUCAGUGUCACAUACAAACCAGUUAAACAUGGACGUCCUGGAAUUGGUGCCACUCACAGUUCAAGAUUCAUUCCUCUUAAGUAAAUAAAAGUUGUAAAUAAAAGGAAUAAAGUAUGUUUUUGAGUU